This is a messenger RNA of Anopheles darlingi, 1023 nucleotides long. Its product is annotated as MKRN2 opposite strand protein. The transcript is spliced from 5 exons. Bases 112 to 741 code for a protein of 209 amino acids. NCBI's taxonomy places the organism in Eukaryota, Metazoa, Arthropoda, Insecta, Diptera, Culicidae. The record is from RefSeq and is a predicted model, not a curated record.
UGCUUGUCUUGUUGGGACCUUAAGAAGCUCGUGUAGAUCGCGGGAGAUCACCAUUUACUGAGUGUAUAAACUGGAACGUGGAAUUAAAAACCAGGAUCAACUUGAGGUGCAAUGCUUCAACCGCAGGAUUUGAUCUGCUUUCGACACUGUGGAAACACGAUAUUUGUGCGUGAAACCGUAUCGAUCUGUCCGCUGUGUAGUGAUCCGCUGAGCAGCAAUCUGGAGAGUCCACCAUUAACGCUAUCCUGUCCAUUCGUCAGGGCAUCUCAGUAUCCAGCCGCAAUCGUGUUGCGCCCAUCUAGUGGAGAUUUCCUAUGUUCUUUUCAAAAUCAACACAAUUUACAUAUAGCCGUCACUUCAGUGGAGGGUGAUAUCGUUGAAUAUGAUAUCGAUGGGCUGACCAAACAAUCAGGCAAAAACAACAGAGCUUGGGAUCAGUGUCUGCUAAUCGCACAGGUGCCAGAAGGAUGGUAUGAUCGAUGGGACGAAGUGUUAGCUGCUGAGACCGUUAGAGAUCUCGUAUGGACCAAGGACGCCUAUCAAGAACAGAACCACAAUUGCUACAGCUUUGUGUUAAGUUUCCUGCGAAGUUUGGAGUAUAACGACUUUUCUGAUUGCUGUCACGAUAAAUUAUUAUUCAGUGAAAAGUUUAUUGUACCGAAGACAAAAACCGCGGCCAAGUACAUAACGAUCCAUCGAAAAUUGCAAACGUGUCCGUAUUGGAUUGAGAAGCAGGUGUAGCAACGAUCAAUGCUGCGAAUACAUUGCAAAUAGAUCUCUCUUCUGUUAGUAAACUUGCGGAGAAUAAUGAAAUGAAAAUGUUAUCCGAAGUUCUUGUAACGAAAGCCGGUUUUAUUUCGAAAUUCAAAUUUGCAGCACCCCAAUAAGCCAUUUCACUAUCGAAUUAGUAAUGAUCAAUGCUGCGUUGAUCGUUGCUGUUCUACACGGAAUUCGACGGAGUUUUUACUGGUAGCGGCUAUAGAAAAUCGAUAGAAAAAGUACAUCAUCAAUUAAAUGCUUUGG